Spodoptera exigua (beet armyworm) is the source of this 3132-nucleotide messenger RNA. Lineage: Eukaryota; Metazoa; Arthropoda; Insecta; Lepidoptera; Noctuidae. The record is from the annotation of a GenBank genome assembly.
AUGGACUUCUUAUCCCGCGGUGACCGGCAACGUACUUUUUCCAGCUCGACGCACAAGGGCGAGAGCCCCGGGCCGGAGCGGCGCAACGGCGAGUGCGAGCCGUCAGAGAUGCCGCCCUCGGACGCGCCGCCCGCGCCCACCGCGCCACCGCCCGAUCCGCCUGCUACCACCAACAACCAGUCCCAGAAGACCCGUUCGCUAGUGGUGUCCCUGACUCCGCCUCGGGAACGUGAGACCUGGGCCAAGAAGGCGGAGUUCCUGCUGGCUGUGGUGGGGUUCGCGGUAGACCUGGGCAAUGUCUGGAGGUUCCCUUACAUCUGCUAUCAAAAUGGCGGCGGUGCGUUCCUUAUUCCUUACUGCGUGAUGCUGCUUUUUGGCGGGAUGCCACUGUUCUUCAUGGAGCUGGCGCUGGGACAGUACCAUCGCUGCGGCUGUCUCACGUUGUGGAAAAGGAUCUGUCCUGCGCUGAAAGGCGUCGGCUACGCGAUCUGCAUGAUCGACAUCUACAUGGGCAUGUACUACAACACGAUCAUCGGCUGGGCGGUGUACUACCUGGUGGCUUCCAUCUCAUCCAUCAACUCUGUGCUGCCCUGGACCAGCUGCAACAACGAGUGGAACACCCCGCUCUGCUCACCAGUCACAGCUCCACAGAUCAAUCCUAAUUCUUCCACACCAGCUAAGGAGUUCUUUGAGCGCAACGUACUGGAGCAACAUAAAUCCAAUGGAUUGGACUACAUGGGUCCCAUCAAGCCUUCGCUGGCCCUCUGUGUGUUCGGGGUCUUCGUCCUCGUCUACUUCUCCUUGUGGAAGGGAGUCAGGAGUGCUGGCAAGGUCGUAUGGGUCACUGCUCUGGCUCCGUAUGCUGUGCUGCUAAUCCUGUUGGCACGGGGAGUGACACUGCCAGGAGCCACUGAGGGCAUCCGAUAUUACCUCACACCGGAGUGGCACAAGCUGCAAAACUCUAAGGUGUGGAUAGACGCGGCUUCUCAAAUCUUCUUCUCCUUGGGUCCUGGGUUUGGCACGCUGCUGGCGUUGUCCAGCUACAACAAGUUCAACAACAACUGCUACCGGGAUGCCCUCAUCACCUCCUCCAUCAACUGUCUCACUAGCUUCCUCGCUGGCUUCGUCAUUUUCUCCGUUUUAGGGUACAUGGCGCACGUCCAGAACAAGAGCAUCGAGGAGGUAGGUCUAGAAGGGCCAGGGUUAGUCUUCAUCGUAUAUCCUGAAGCCAUCGCCACCAUGACUGGCUCCGUCUUCUGGGCCAUCAUAUUCUUCCUGAUGCUUAUCACGCUUGGAUUGGACAGCACCUUUGGAGGUCUGGAAGCCGUAACUACAGCUCUGUGUGACGAAUACCCACGUGUGUUGGGUCGGCAUCGAGAAGCGUUCGUAGCUGUACUUCUGCUGUUCAUCUACAUCUGUGCCCUGCCUACUACUACCUACGGAGGAGUGUACCUGGUGGAUCUCCUAAACGUGUACGGUCCAGGGUUGGCGAUUCUAUUCGUGGUGUUCGCGGAGGCAGCUGGUGUUUGCUGGGUGUAUGGAGUGGACCGGUUUUCUGAGGAUGUGAGGACAAUGCUCGGACAUACGCCUGGCUGGUUCUGGAGGGCCUGUUGGUCUUAUAUCAGUCCUGUGUUCCUGCUGGUGCUGUUCAUUGUGUCAGUGCUGGCUCAUGAGGAGAUGCUGGGCGGGGAGUACGCGUACCCGCCCUGGUCAAUCACAGUCGGAUGGGUCAUGACCGGCACCACCGUCUCCUGCAUCCCGCUCUACAUUCUAUACAAGUUCGCCAUUACACCCGGCAGCUUCCUUCACAAUUUUUACGACACAAACUUGGAGGUUGUCGCGAAAUGGUUAAGUUGUAAUGGCGAGAUAUGGGGGGUGGGCCCGACGGCGGUGUUUGCCAGCGCCGCUGCCCUCUUCCUCUACAACGAACUGGAGGCUACUGUGUUCAUUACUGGAGACCAAGCACACAUCUCCAUGCUCGAGAAGACCUUGAUUUCCACUAUGGUUCUCGGUAUGCUAGCCCUGAUGAUCCACUUAUGGGUUUGUUCCAUGCGCUUCUUCCAGUACUAUUUGGACACGCUUAUAAGAGACAGCCCAAGCAUGCUGUUGGAAAUGACGACAGCGAGUCUGCUGGGCGGGCAGACUGAGAUAAUGCCGCUGGGCCCGCUGACCAGGUUCCUGCGCCAGCAGCAGCCCCAGAUCCACAUGACAGCGUGCUGGUUCCUGUCGCUUUGCUACGCGGACUACGUCCGUAAGAACUACUGUCAGAGGUUCAAUAUGCCGUAUUUGGAACAGUGGCAAACCGAGUUGCACAAUCGCGCCGUACAAGGGCUCCACAACACCGUAGAGAAAGUCAACAGCUUCGUCGGUUCCGUCCACCAGCGGCUACGAGGGUUCACACCACCACGACAAAUUGAUCCUAAUCCGAUACCAGACUGCACGCAUACAGUGGGAGCGCGUCUUGUAAGAGAUCUUCAGUCAACGUUAGCGGCGCGUGUAGCCGGGUCUCUUGCGGUGAUGGGCAACAGAGCGAGUCUGCCACAGCGCAUCCAAAGCCCCAGAAGGAUAUCGAUGUACGGCUGGUCUCCCAGUCGAGUGAGACCACUGCUGAUGCUAUCGAGAAACUCAGAAACUACGUCACAAUUUGUGAUGUGGGAAAGCUAUGAUACUAUAUGGAGUUAUGCACAAAAUGAGGGAAUUGAGCACCUUCUUUUUAUGUGGAUGGUGAUAUACAGUCUACAGUUCUGGGCUAUGCUGGUGAAAGUGUUGAAAACUGUCGUGGAAUACUGUUUUGAUGACGAUCCCAUGUUGUCAGAAGAAGACGAGGAGAGUCGCAAGAUGAUGCAGCAGUGGAUGAUAUGGAUGUGUGGAGCAGCCCCACUCGCUAUAUACAUCCACACGAGGCCUCGACCUGAUAUGCCGCCGCUCAUGAUAUGGAUUACAACCAGUCCUUGGCAACGUCGUGAAAUGGGUCCGUAUGGGUACUACCUGAACAGACCCCUUUCCUCUCUACAGUCCUCAACGAACGUGUCCUUGAGGCAGCAAGCCCUCACACUGCGAAGGGCAUUCAGCGACUCCAAAAUCAUCAUCAAAGAACCUCCCAAGAAAAAGAGACAUUCCAAAUCUGUAUGA